Molecule: messenger RNA, 1388 nt
Organism: Impatiens glandulifera
Lineage: Eukaryota; Viridiplantae; Streptophyta; Magnoliopsida; Ericales; Balsaminaceae
Product: syntaxin-132-like
Exons: 13
Coding region: 256-1176 (306 amino acids)
Biological process (GO): vesicle fusion; intracellular protein transport; exocytosis
Cellular component (GO): SNARE complex; plasma membrane; endomembrane system
Molecular function (GO): SNAP receptor activity; SNARE binding
Source: RefSeq, a predicted model, not a curated record
CAUCGAUAUUCUUUUAGCGUUUCCAGUCUGUCGCUGGUCUGUUCAUCAGGUCUUAGGGCAUGUUUGUUUGAUUCCUUCUUAUUCUUCAAACCUGACAAAUAUUUUGUUCUUAGGUUUCUGUUUAAAGUUAGUGGGUUUUAUUUGAAACUCUCUCUCUCUCUCUCUUCUACAUACGCUCGAAGAUCUUAUUGAUUCGAACGGCUGAAAGCUCCUGAAUUGUUUUGAGAAUCCAGCUCACCAGAAUCUACUGUCGAUAUGAACGAUCUUCUAGGGGACUCAUAUGAGGUCCCUCGCCAUGAGGCUAGAGGGGGUGAUAUUGAAAUGGCGAUGGACCGCACUUCCCACUCUGGAGAUAUAGGCUUGGAGAAUUUCUUCAAGCAGGUGCAAGAGGUUGAGAAGCAAUAUGAAAAGCUCAAUAAGCUUCUCCAAAAACUCCAGAGUGCCCAUGAGGAGUCAAAAGCUGUGACAAAAGCUGCUUCAAUGAAAGCAAUUAAGCAGAAAAUGCAAAAAGAUAUUGAUGAGGUGGGAAAGAUUGCCCGCUUUAUUAAGUCAAAGAUUGAGGACUUGGACAAAGAUAAUUUUGCCAAUAGACAGAAACCUGGAUGUGGAAAAGGAACGGGUGUAGACAGAUCAAGGACAGCAACUACAGUUUCACUGAAAAGGAAGUUCAAGGACAAAAUGGCUGAAUUUCAGACACUGAGAGAAAACAUCCAUCAAGAAUAUCGGGAGGUUGUCGAGAGACGCGUAUAUACAGUUACUGGCACUAGAGCUGAUGAAGAGACAGUUGACAGAUUGAUUGAGACAGGGGACAGUGAGCAGAUUUUCCAGAAAGCAAUUCAGGAACAAGGGAGAGGCCAGAUAAUGGAUACCCUGGCAGAAAUGCAAGAACGCCAUGAUGCAGUUAGAGAAGUUGAGAGGAAACUGCUUGAGCUUCAACAGAUUUUUUUAGAUAUGGUGGUCUUGGUGGAUGCACAAGGAGACUUGCUCGACAACAUAGAAACACAGGUGUCGAAUGCGGUUGAUCAUGUCCAAUCGGGAAACACGAUGCUCCAAAAGGCGAAGAAGUUGCAAAAGUCCUCUCGUAAAUGUAUGUGCUAUGCCAUUAUCUUACUUCUAGUCAUUAUUGCUGUUGUUGUUGUCGGAGUGUUGAAGCCAUGGCAAAAGAAAGGAGCUUAGUUCAUUGAUCCUGGUAAAAAGAAAUAUACAAUGAGGAUUAUUUUUUUUUUACUAUUUCGUGUUUUCACUUUGAUUUGGUUUAAUUUGUGUGCUGGUUGUGUAAAAUAAAAAUGACUUUGCUACUUUUAUUUUUAACUCUCCUCUAAAUGAUAUUUGAUUUAAUUUGUUUGAGUUUGAAAUUUUAUUAUGGAAAUGAAUUGUUGAUCUUCAUU